CAGAGAUCCUGGCGAGAUAUGGGAAAACUUAUACAUGGGAGCUUAAAUCGCGUUUAAUGGGUUUACGAGAUCAUGAUGCUGCUGAGCUCCUUGUAAAAGAAACAAAAAUUGACUUAACGGCGGAUGAAUACCUUAAGGAACGAAAUGAGAAGCAGGCUCUCAAAUUUCCGCAUGCCAAGCCAAUGCCAGGUGUUAUGAGACUUGUCAAACACUUGAAAGUGCAUAAUAUACCAAUAGUUGUGGCAACAAGUUCGACGCGUGAUAAUUUUAAUAUUAAAGCCUCCAAUAAUCAAGAAUUAUUUGGUUUGUUCGAUAGUAUUGUUUGUGGUGAUGAUUCAGAAAUUAAAAAUGGUAAACCUGCUCCCGAUCUAUUCCUUUCUGCAUGCGCAAGAAUGGGUAACCCGUCCGUCACACAAUGCUUAGUAUUUGAGGAUGCGAUCAAUGGGGUAGAAGCUGCAAGAAAUGCAGGGAUGCACGUUGUUUGGGUUCCGGACCCUAAUUUGGCAUCGCUUUAUCCGGGUGAUAACGGUGCAACAGCUGUGAUUCAGUCCUUGGAAUACUUUGAUCCUGUUAAAUUUGGAUUGCCGCCCUUCAAAGAUGCGUGA
Messenger RNA from Acaulospora morrowiae, 605 nucleotides. Lineage: Eukaryota; Fungi; Glomeromycota; Glomeromycetes; Diversisporales; Acaulosporaceae. The record is from the annotation of a GenBank genome assembly.